AAGAAAUAGGUGGGUCAACAGUUGUUAGUUAUACCCGCUGUCUGAAGAAGUGUUAAGUACAAAGUCCUUAUAAAACAGCAAGUUUGGCCUCAGCACAAAUGUAGGCUAGGUCAUUUGUAUGACAGCAACGAGUGUGUCAGCGCAAGAUGUCAGGGAAAGAACCUUGCCCCUUGAUUUCCGUUCAUCCAGGCCGUAGUAAGGUUGAUGAAAACUUUGUAGUACUUGUUCAGCACUUGGCUCCUGGACUGGCAGUCACUAUACAUGCUCUAAUUCACACUGAAGAUGAUGACUUUUGGGAGGCGUUUGGUCAUUAUAUCAGUGAUGACAAGGGAUCUGUUAAUGUUGCUAAGGAUGCCAGUAUCGGAGGGUCCUAUGAUGGUGUUGAGCCUAUGGGUCUUUUGUGGAGCAUGAAACCAAUCCCUGGGAGUAGACCAGGUCUCAGGUUGCGGAAGAAGGACGUGCACACUCCACUGGUUGUCCAUCUUACAGUCUAUCGAGAUCACAUGCAUGACGGUUUUAAAGACACCAAGGCUCUGGCCUGUGCUGUGGCUGAACGCUGGUACAUGGCUCCUGGUGUUCAGAAGGUUAGCAUCACCGAGAACGGGAUCACUGGGACUCUGUUCUUACCUCCAGGGCCUGGACCUUUCCCUGCUCUGCUGGACCUAUGGGGAGGUGGUGGAGGCUUGGUAGAGUACCGCUCUGCUCUGCUGGCAUCACAUGGCUAUGUGUCUUUAGCGCUGGACUAUUUGACCCCUAAGACCUCUGACACACAGCACGUGGGCAACGACUACUUUGAGGCAGCAUACAGUAUGUUACAGGAGCACCCUCAGGUGUGUGCCGACAGGAUUGCAAUGUUGGGCUUGUCCUUUGGCACCUCCGUUGCUCUUGGCAUGGCAGUUUAUUCCCCAGUCAUAAAGCCAAAGUGUUUGGUGUGUGUGAGUGGAAGCCACGUCAUGCCUGUCAAUGGGUCUCUUUCAGAUGUGUUUGCAGAGAUCAAGAAAAAUGUCCGCAACACUCGCUAUGACGAGGAGAACAGGGUCAUAUGGCGCGACUUGCUUUUGCCCAUUCCAGAUGACCCUUCCAAGAAAGUUGAUGUGGGUCGAAUUCAGUGUCCUGUUUUACUACUAGUGGGAGAAGAUGACCAGAACUGGCCAGCCUUAGAGUCUGCAGAGGACAUGAAGCAGAUGAUGGAGAGAUCUGGAAACAGCCACCUCCUCACUAUAGCAUCCUACCCUGGCACCGGCCACCUGAUUGAGCCCCCUUACAGUCCACAUGUCCGGGGCAGCAACUUCAUGGUGGCUCAGUCCAGGACAAAGGUCGUUGUUUUGUGGGGGGGGCAGACGGUGCCUCACUCUAAGGCACAGGAGGACGGCUGGCAAAAGACCUUGGCCUUUCUGGAGGAACAUCUUUAUGGCUCCACACACAGAUGACUGGCAGGCUAGCACUUUCAGAAAGGGAAAGGGUGGAAAUCAGUGUUUGUGGUAAUGAGGAACAUCAACAAUGAGACAAUAAUGCCAAAUCAGUAUAAGGCUUUGGCAAUCAACAGUUUAUCAAUAUCGUUUUUAAAUAACUGAUGCUUCUUAUGAAAUUCCAAAGCUCAGUGAUACAGCACUUGAACCUCUGAUUGUACAGUAUGUUUUGCACAAACCCAUGUGUUUAUUGGUAGUACUAGGCUCGUUCCUUUCAUGAGGGUGGAAGUCAUUUUAUGAUGUCUUCUAUUCGGACAUUUUCAGGAAAGGUCUGGGAGUGAUCCGGAUCACCGUCUGGAUCCAGGAGGCGGUUAUGUUUUUUGCUUGGCGGAGGUCUGCACUCUCGGAGUGCUUUCCUAGUUUAGAGUAGUUUAGAGUAGUUUACAAUCAAAUAAUUGCUCUUCAAAGCAAACCAAUGACAAACUAGAAAAGCACUCAGAGAGCGCAGACCUCCGCCUGUAUUGUUCUUCCUAGGUUGUCAUACAUUUGAACCUAAACUAUUCAGAUCGCCACCACGUGGCCAUACCAUGCCAUUACACCACUAAGCGAAAAACAUAAACGGCUCGGGAAUCCCGGCGGUGUUAUGGAUCACUCCCAAAAUUUAAUCGUUUCUUCCUUGGAUCAUUUCUGACCUUCCCAAUUUCAUCGAAAUCCAUCGAUUACUUUUUGAGUUAUCUUGCUAACAGACAGACAGACAGACAGACAGACAGACGGAGGUAAUAAUUAAAUUGUGUAACAGUUAGUAAUUUGUUGUAUAUUAUUUGGGCUUUGAUAAGCCAUCAAGGGUUUUGUUGAUUUAUGUUUGAUAUGUGCUUCACCAUUCCCAUAUCACAUGCCUUUUAGAAACUUUCAAAAAUAGAUAACCACCAGCCAUAAUGAUUUUAAGAAUUUAAAUGUGUGAUUUGGAAUUCAAUGGGACCAAAUCAGACGCUGCAUAAAUAAAAAAACAGAAUUAUAGAUUUGUGUGGCCUAGUCAGUCACUGCUUAGUUUAGAAUACAGUGUAUUAGAAAUACUGGAAAUCUCAUUCAGGUAGACCCUUUGAAGGGUAAGCCUACUUCAUUUGACGAGGACAAAAGUGUCCACUUAGUAACUUUGUCAGUGUCCUGGCUACACUUACUCUGUCAACAAUGAUGUGAAGAAUUAGAAAAUGUAACACUACAAGAUUGAAACAGUCUUUCAAAUGGGUAGGAUUCUAUCUUUUCCUGUAUCACCAUUGGUUUUUUAGGUUGUUCUUUUUUAAUAAAAAAAAAAAGAA
Messenger RNA from Sardina pilchardus (European sardine), 2725 nucleotides. RefSeq names its product peroxisomal succinyl-coenzyme A thioesterase-like. The record is from RefSeq and is a predicted model, not a curated record. Gene Ontology annotation, molecular function: fatty acyl-CoA hydrolase activity. The transcript is spliced from 10 exons. The coding region runs from base 147 to 1430 and encodes 427 amino acids. Gene Ontology annotation, biological process: fatty acid metabolic process; acyl-CoA metabolic process. Lineage: Eukaryota; Metazoa; Chordata; Actinopteri; Clupeiformes; Clupeidae.